AUGGAUUUAGAAAUAGUAAUAAAUUAUGAGCAUAACCAACAAGUAGUGGAUGAUUUAUGUGAGUCAUUCGAUGAAUUGGAGGAAUAAAAUGAAAAAUAUCAUUUAUAUAUGAAUCGUGGAUCUCGAAGGGAAAUGCUUGACAGAUAUUAGGUUUCGAAUAAUCAUUAUGCAAUUUUUGAUGGUCAUGGCUCAUCCCAUGUUGCUGAUUAUUUAUAGCAGAAUUUGCUACAAAGAUUACAAAAUGGAAUGUCAGAUGAGGAAUAUAAAAAAGGUAUGUGUUUAGCGAUGUCGAUAACAAUUUAAGCCAAUACAUGCAAUCUGGGUCUGUUGCUAUAUUAUUGUCUAUUUAAAAUAAAACUGUUACAAUAACAAACCUAGGAGAUUCCAAGGCUAUUGUAUUCCGAGAGAAUUUCAUUUGAAUAAUUAAAUUCUAUUCACAUCCCCCAAUCCAAAGAAGAAUAGUAGAGAAUACACAAAUAAGGAGGGUACGACUAUCAAUCCUAUCUCUGUAGGCUGAUAACAAAGAGACAAAACAUCUGCCGAGUCUCGGGCUCGUUAACUGUUACAAGAUCAUUCGGAGAUUUUUAUCUUAAAAAGUACAUCAUAAGCGAACCAGAGAUUUUCAGAUACUAGAUCUCAGAAGGUGAUAGAUUCAUAGUUAUGGCCAGCGAUGGUUUCUGGGAUGAACUUUCGGAAUAAGAAGUUUUAUAGAUCAUUCAGAAACUUGAUCAAAAUAAGAAUUUAGCAAAAUAGUUAUAUCAAGCAAUAUCAAGUGAUUAUAUAAGAGACAAUGUAACUAUAAUGGUAUUCCCAUUAUGA
Paramecium tetraurelia is the source of this 819-nucleotide messenger RNA. RefSeq lists its product as uncharacterized. The transcript is spliced from 4 exons. The record is from RefSeq and is a predicted model, not a curated record. Lineage: Eukaryota; Ciliophora; Oligohymenophorea; Peniculida; Parameciidae. Gene Ontology annotation, biological process: protein dephosphorylation. Gene Ontology annotation, molecular function: protein serine/threonine phosphatase activity.